AUGCUUCUCCACGUUCCUUUGCUUUUUGGUGUAGCUUUAGGUUUUGUGUGCGCUUUUCACGAGACUGCAGUUUCUCUGUUUUUGUUGUUGUUGUUGUUUUGCUUUUGUAGUGCGGUGGCGUCGAUGCUGUGGAGUGACACGAACAACCCUCGCGAGGAUUGCGUGUUUUUGCGUGUGAAGUGCGCCUUGCGUCGUGGGGGCGGCCCAAAGUCGGUCGUUGAGGCACUGCGACAGUUCUUUGAGCUGGAGGAGGAGCAGCGGGCGCGUGGUGAGAAGGGCGUGACGCACAAGCUUUUUAUUGAUCUUCUGCGGGAUUUUGGCAUGCGGUCUCGCGAAGGGGAGACGGAGUACUUGUGCGCCGCGUUUGACGACGACCAGGACGGCUACAUCACAUCCGACAGGUUUGUGCGCCACCUCACGGGUUUGAACACUCGACGUCACAAGGCCGUCCUGCGCGCCUGGGAGGUGCUGCCGAAGAACGAACGGGGAGAAGUGUCGCGCGAUGAGCUGCACGAACGUUACGCUCUCAGCGGGACACGGGGGGAUCUCAGCGACACGUUUGCCUCCCCACCAUGCACCCAGGGGGGUGUCGAGGGCACUGCCGCUGCUUCUGCCGAGGCACAUGCGUCUGGCGGUGUGAGACUCGAGGAGU
Molecule: messenger RNA, 652 nt
Organism: Trypanosoma cruzi
Lineage: Eukaryota; Euglenozoa; Kinetoplastea; Trypanosomatida; Trypanosomatidae
Exons: 1
Molecular function (GO): calcium ion binding
Source: RefSeq, a predicted model, not a curated record